This is a messenger RNA of Ziziphus jujuba (common jujube), 1782 nucleotides long. RefSeq names its product histone-lysine N-methyltransferase ASHR2. The record is from RefSeq and is a predicted model, not a curated record. The transcript has 2 exons. NCBI's taxonomy places the organism in Eukaryota, Viridiplantae, Streptophyta, Magnoliopsida, Rosales, Rhamnaceae. Bases 361 to 1650 code for a protein of 429 amino acids. Gene Ontology annotation, molecular function: protein binding.
CAGUAAUAGCUUCCACGUCGUAGACCUCAUUCUCUUUCUCUUCCCUCUUUCGACUCCUUUGCUUUCCAAUACACCACCUUCUCUGUCUCUGUCUCUGUCUCUGUCUCUCUCUGUAGUACCCAAGCUUUGAUGAGCCGCUGCCUAAUCAAAGCCAUCGAAGCAACCCAUUGCAACUAUCAAAUUUUGACAGAUGGGGGUUGACUGCUAGCUGUCAUGCAUUUAAUUGGUGGAAGUGCUCACAAUUAAGUGCCAAGAUAGAGUUUGAAAAUUGUACAAGUUUUGGGGAGACAGAUUUGGGACCGUUUGGAAUUGGUAGUUGGUAGAAAUAGGUAGAAGUUGAAAGACGUCUAGAGGCAGAAUAUGAAUAUGAAGCAAAUGUCAACAAGUGGAGGGGAACUUAGUGUAGUAGAGAUUGAAGGGAGGGGCAGAGCAUUGGUGGCAACUCAAUCACUGAGGGCAGGCCAAAUCAUCCUCAGAGAUUCUCCUAUCCUUCUCUACUCUGCAUUCCCUCUCUUCCCUUCUUCUGCCACCUCUUCCUCUUGCAAUUGCUACUGCGACUACUGCUUCAAAACCUUACAGGCAUCUUCAUCUUCCUCAACCUCAAUCAAUCCUUGCCCUGAGUGUUCCGUUCAUCUCUUCUGUAGCCCCAAGUGUCUUACUGCUGCCCGCUCGUCAUCUCACUCUCCGUGGGUCUGCGAAUCCCUUCGUCGCCUACGAGAUUGUCCUUCCUUACUCCCUCAACAGCCCCUAGAAUGCCAGGUUCAAGCUCGUUUCCUUCUUGCUGCAUACAACCUGGCACUUGUCUCCCCUUCUCAUUUCCAGACUUUGCUUACUCUUCAAGGACAGCGAUCAUGUCUAAACUCUACAGAUUCUAUUGCCACAUCUGCCCAAUUCCUGCACUCCCUCAUUUCAUCCCUAUGCACUCCUCCUCCUCCUCCACAAAUUCCACUUCCUCAGGAGGGUUGGUUUUCCAUAGAGCUCUCAGCAACUCUUUUGGCCAAGGACAAGCUUAAUGCUUUUGGCUUAAUGGAGCCUGUAUCUGAGGAUGGCCACAGAUCUGUCAGAGCUUAUGGCAUCUAUCCCAAAGCCUCUUUCUUCAACCAUGAUUGCCUCCCAAAUGCCUGCAGAUUUGAUUAUGUAGACACCAAUCCUGGCCCCUACAACACAGACAUUAUUGUCAGGAUGAUCCAUGAUGUUCCCCAGGGUAGGGAGAUUUGUUUGAGUUAUUUCCCUGUAAAUGAGAAUUACCCCAACAGGCAGAGGAGGUUGAUGGAAGAUUAUGGCUUCACCUGUCACUGUGACCGGUGCAAGGUUGAAGCCAAUUGGUCUGACAAUGAUGAUGAUGAUGAUGAUGCGCUGGAUGUUGAGCAAGAGGAGGAGGAAGUUAUGGAUGAGGACACGGAUCAACAAAUGGAAGCAGCCUCAGAAUCAGGCAAUGAAGAUGGAGGCCAAGCAGACUCUGAUUUUCCCCAUGCCUAUUUUUUUUUAAGAUACAUGUGUAGUAGAAACAAUUGCGGGGGCACGCUAGCACCUUUGCCCCCAACAGGUGAUUCUUCUUCUAAUAUUAUGGAAUGUAAUGUGUGUGGCAACCUGAAAAAUGAUGAUGGUGUUGGUGGGGAUGGAAAAGGGGAGCUAUCUAUGGAUGAGUAAAUGGUCUCUUUCUGCUGCUUAGGUAAUUUAUUGGUAUGUUCUUUCUACAUUUUACUCACAUGGUGUUUUUUCCUUUAUUAUCUUAUGUAACCUAGACAUCAACUUAAUGGUAGCAUUGCUUUGUUUUCUUCA